This is a messenger RNA of Acomys russatus (golden spiny mouse), 778 nucleotides long. RefSeq names its product WD repeat domain 83 opposite strand (gene Wdr83os). The transcript has 4 exons. Gene Ontology annotation, cellular component: endoplasmic reticulum membrane. The coding region runs from base 151 to 471 and encodes 106 amino acids. Gene Ontology annotation, molecular function: protein folding chaperone. The record is from RefSeq and is a predicted model, not a curated record. Lineage: Eukaryota; Metazoa; Chordata; Mammalia; Rodentia; Muridae. Gene Ontology annotation, biological process: protein insertion into ER membrane.
CUCUCCGUCUUCUGGCUCAGAGCAGUCCUGGCCACCGCCAUUGGGAACAGAAGCGCUAGGCUACUGGUGUUACUCUAAAAACCACCCUUCAUUCUCACGCCGGAAGCUGCUGUUCUAGCCGUAAAAGGACGGUGUGGUCUUCAGUUUGCUAUGUCCACCAACAAUAUGUCCGACCCACGGAGACCCAACAAAGUGCUGAGGUAUAAGCCUCCGCCCAGCGAGUGCAACCCGGCUUUGGACGACCCGACUCCCGACUACAUGAAUCUUCUCGGCAUGAUCUUUAGCAUGUGCGGCCUCAUGCUUAAGCUGAAGUGGUGUGCUUGGGUUGCCGUCUAUUGCUCCUUUAUCAGCUUCGCCAACUCUCGGAGCUCGGAGGACACUAAGCAGAUGAUGAGUAGCUUCAUGCUCUCAAUUUCUGCCGUCGUGAUGUCCUAUCUACAGAAUCCUCAACCCAUGACACCGCCAUGGUGAUGAGACCCAGGAGGACUGGAGCCUGUACACCGACACACCUUCCCUUUGGCCCAGCCUUAGGCUGGCUGCCUCCGCCCUGCCCUCAGCUGCUGUCCUACACUUGCUGGAGUGUGGGCUCUGGGCUCCCAGCUGAUCGGAGGGAAGUUGGCCCUUUCUUUGAGGUCCUACUUCUGCCUUGCCAGAGGGUUAGACCCACAGACUUCCCUUGCACCGUCCUUCCCAUGGCCACUGUGAUGGAAAACCCUGCUCAUGUUUCUAAAUAUUCACCUGUUUCUUGAAACCAGUUGAUAUAAAAUUCUCCACUCUG